AGUCUUCGUUCUUCUCGGAACACUUGAUACUGGAUACAUCAUUCCUUCUAUUCACCUACGUACUAACAAAAAUGUUAUAAACUUAUCAUUUUCCAAGAAGAACCCGUCAACUGCAUAGACUCGUAGUGAUAUUUCGCUAACAAAGACAGUGCAUGUUCCUUACUCCAGGCUUCGCAGCAAUUCCAACCAAACAGUGAUGAUAAGUCUUUAACACUUCACUCACUUCUAUUCUAACCCUACAAUGGCUAACACCACCUUCUUAAAACUCUUCUUCCUCCUCCUACUACACUUCUCCACACGCCUCCAAGCCUACACCUCAGAGGAAGUUUUCACCAUCAAUUGCGGCACCACCGGAAACUCCUCCGACGGUCAAAGAACCUGGACCGGCGACAUCGACACAAAGUACUUAUCUUCCCAAGACUCCACCGUUUCAGACAAGGCCUCAACACAAUCUCCUUCAACCAAUCAAGUCCCCUUCUCCACUGCACGAUUGUCCCGUUCCCAAUUCAAUUACUCCUUCCCUGUCUCCCCAGGUACCAAAUUCCUUCGCCUCUUCUUCUACCCUACAGACUACCCUUCAUUUCCCCGCACCCACGCAUCCUUCUCCGUUCAAUCCAACCGAUUUACUCUCCUUAACGAUUUCAACGCCUCUCUUAACGCCGACGCUCAAGCCACGGACACUAUCUUCAAGGAAUACGUGGUCAACGUCAACGACGGUGAGAGGCUUAUCCUCACCUUCACUUCCUCCCAUCCAAACUCUUACGCUUUCAUCAAUGGAAUCGAGGUACUUUCCAUGCCAACCGAUUUAUAUUACACACCAGCAAAUGACACAGGCUUCACGUUCAUCGAAAGUAGCACGCUGUACAGCGUUGGAACCAGCUCUGCUCUUCAGACUGAGUAUAGAAUCAAAGCCGGAGGACAAGAAAUCUCGCCAUAUAACGACAGCGGUUUGUUCAGGGAUUGGGCCGCCGAAGAACGUUACUUUAUCAAAAGCAAUCCAAAGAAUGAUGAUCUACCAGCUGACAUGGAUGGGAAAAUGAACAUAACCGUGAAUCCCGAUUACUUGGCACCAAAGGAACUGUUCAGAACAGCGCGUAGCAUGGGCAGAAACGCCACUCUGAACAGAAUGAGCAACCUCACUUGGGAGUUCCCCGUUGAUUAUGGCUUCACUUACGUUCUCAGGCUCCACUUUUGCGAGCUUGAUCCCAAUAUUAAUGACAUCCAUGAAAGGCAGUUCUAUAUUUACAUAGCGAGCCAGUUGGCUGAAGCAAGUGCAGAUGUAAUGGUUUGGAGUCAGAAACAAAAAGGUCUAGCUGUGCAUAGAAACUACGGCGUUUUAAUUCCCAAAAAUGGUACUCAGAAAAAGUUUAAUCUUUCGCUUCAAAUGCACCCUCGCGAAAGCAAUGUUGAUUCGAGAUACCCAGAUACCUUCCUGAACGGUCUAGAGAUCUUCAAAAUCAGUGAAGCUGGCUCAAACAACCUAGCUGGACCCAACCCGGACCCCGUUCAGACUCCGCAGAACAACAUUCCCGAUCAAAACGGAAAGACCAGCAGUGGAAGCGCAACGACGAUUAUUGGCGCCAUAGCAGGGGUGCUGUCUGGCGUCAUUCUCUUUAUAAUCGUUUUCCUUGUAGUGUUUUUACGAUACAAGAGAAACACUUAUACUAAGAGCAGGGAUUGCGAAUCCAAGUCAACCACCAUCUUCCUGCCGACAGAUCUCUGCCGCCGCUUCUCCAUCGCCGAGAUGAGAGCGGCCACCCAAAACUUCGACGAAGUCUUGAUCGUCGGCACCGGGGGAUUCGGCCAAGUGUACAAGGGCUAUAUCGACGAGGGCUCCGUUCCCGUAGCCAUCAAGCGCCUUAAACCUGAUUCGCAGCAAGGGGUUCGCGAGUUCCUGAACGAAAUUAAGAUGCUCUCACAACUUCGCCACCUCAAUCUUGUGACCCUCAUCGGCUACUGCAACGAUAAUAAGGAAAUGAUCUUGGUCUACGAUUUCAUGACACGUGGCAACCUCCGUGACCAUCUAUACAACACGGACAACCCAGCCAUCUCGUGGAAGCAGCGGUUGCAGAUCUGCAUCGGCGCGGCGCGUGGACUUGAUUAUCUUCACACAGGCGCGAAGCACACGAUCAUUCACCGGGACGUGAAAAGCACGAACAUCCUGUUGGAUGAUAAGUGGGUGGCCAAGGUUUCGGACUUUGGACUUUCCAGGCUUGGGCCCAUUGGAACUUCGAAGGCUCACGUCAGCACCGACGUGAGGGGAAGCUUCGGAUAUUUGGAUCCUGAGUAUUAUAAACGAUAUCGUUUGACGGAGAAGUCUGACGUGUACUCUUUCGGAGUUGUGCUUUUUGAGAUACUGUGUGGUCGUCCCCCUUUGAUUCACAGUGCGGAGAAGCAACAGGUGUCGCUCUCUAAGUGGGUGAAACAUUGUUACGAAAGUGGAAUGAUAGCAGAGAUUGUUGAACCGACGUUGAAGAAGGAGAUUGCAGUAGAAUGCUUGAAGAAGUUUUGUGAGAUUGGGAUGAGUUGUUUGGUGGAAGAUGGGUCGCUGAGGCCCUCCAUGGAGGAUGUGGCUGGGAUGUUGGAGUUUACUCUGCAGCUACAAGAAAGUGCAGAGCAACGUGAAGACGUGGCUCAUGUUGUUAUUGUUAACUGAGAAGUAGUGUGAAGGGGUCAAGUUUUUUUUUUUCCUUUCUAAAAUAUCAGAAAACAAAGAAUAAAAGCUGUCAUCGG
Molecule: messenger RNA, 2733 nt
Organism: Vigna angularis (adzuki bean)
Lineage: Eukaryota; Viridiplantae; Streptophyta; Magnoliopsida; Fabales; Fabaceae
Product: receptor-like protein kinase FERONIA
Exons: 1
Coding region: 242-2656 (804 amino acids)
Biological process (GO): protein phosphorylation
Molecular function (GO): protein kinase activity; ATP binding
Source: RefSeq, a predicted model, not a curated record